GUUUUAGUUUACAAGGUUUUGUAUGGUAGGAAGACUCGAUCAGCUUCGAUAUUGUCACGGUACAUAUCCUGAACGUGAAUCCGGCUGUGUCAUGAUAUUCUGAGGAGCUCUGGUUCACCAAACGAAUGAAUUCCAAUUUGGAAGAAGACGGCGAUCUACAAGAGAUACUUUCCUAUGACGACUCUCAUGGCGAUCAUGACCCUCCUGCAACUCAUUUAAAUAUGAGGUCUGACUCUCCGGUCAGCUCUCAGAGAAUUGCUUACUUGUUCAGAAGUAGUUUCGAUGAAUCGUUCGGAAUCGCUCUGCAGACUUACGUGCUCAAGCGAGGCCCUGGAGCUUUGCGAGAACGAAUAACUUAUAUCGACUACGUCCGCGCGAACAGCCCAGCUGCAGCUGCUGGCGUUAGAAGAGGAGACGUUGUCGUGGCUGUCAACGGUUACCCUGUUCUCACGGAGUCGCACAAGGCACUUGUUGACUUGAUGUCGUCACAACUCGAGCUGUGUCUUGUACUUCUUUACCAGGAUAUUACUAGGAUUCUUUCUCUUUCGGUGAGGUCACUACAGCUACAAUACAUACUGGCCGAGAAAUUUAUCUUACUUGAGCAAUUGGAUAUGGAAGAAGCAUCAUUACUUCAUGGCUCUGUUGGCUCACUUUCGACCGACUUUCGGAGAGCUCGAUGGUUAUCAGCAUGUCAGGAGAUUUCACGGUCUCUGAAUUUAUGCCGCAAACUUCUAGGAAGAAGUUCUAAACAAGAUUUUCUCUAUUUGAAAGAUGAACCCUCAACUAGUAGUCUCGAGUUUUCUGUAUCAAAGCCUGGUUCCCAGUGUGACGAAUGUUCAGAAGUAACUCGGCUCUAAAAACGACUCCCGCCACCGAUUCACCCCAUCGUUAGUGUAUGUAUAUGUUUAGGAACUGUGUUAUAGAUUUUUCAGUUUUGAUCGUAGUUUCUCAAUACUGGUAUGAAUGGCUCGUGUCUUGUUGUUACGAAGUGCCAUAGUCAAAAUCUCUAUUUCGGUGCUUAUUAUCUUGUCAAUGCUAGCUUUUUAGAGGCAUGCAAUGCAUGGUUUUCUUUCAUAUCACUUAUACUGUAGACUUUUUCUAGCAUCUAUUUGUGUCCGUUUAGAUCUAGUGUACAUCACUCAUAUUCACCGCAUUCGAUCCGUUUUAUUCAAAUUCUGCCAUAUUCCUCUUCAAAGAGUUUAUUUCACUGUCAGACAUAUACAAUACAUUAUAGUAGUAUUUUAUU
Messenger RNA from Cylicocyclus nassatus, 1246 nucleotides. NCBI's taxonomy places the organism in Eukaryota, Metazoa, Nematoda, Chromadorea, Rhabditida, Strongylidae. The record is from the annotation of a GenBank genome assembly.